Molecule: messenger RNA, 6965 nt
Organism: Porites evermanni
Lineage: Eukaryota; Metazoa; Cnidaria; Anthozoa; Scleractinia; Poritidae
Source: the annotation of a GenBank genome assembly
ACAACACCAGACUUCUUGCAGUCCGCCUUUUCUCUUGAAAUCCGUCAAAAACAACACUGGCUCAGGCACUCACAAAGACAAGAAAACAGGAUUUUAUUGACAAUAGUUUAACUCUAAUGCAAUAGGCCAAGAAAGCUGGAGAUUUGAGAUCGACCUCUCUGUACCUGUCCUUUUUUCAAAUUUCUACCAAAAAUGGUUUCUUUUAACACGUGACGGGACAGUACUCCAGUUACAUUGCAAUCGUUCCGCCCCCGAUUACUGCUCCGUUCCGUGCACCACCAUUCGAAGUAAACCUUUCCUUUGAUAACAGAUCGUGCUAUGAUUCCAAUUUCCCAUCGCUACAGAUCGUUUGGCUUGUAGUAGGUGUAGUAUGUAAAAGUUGUAAUACUGUGUAGUUUACAUGUAUGCGUGGCCAUGGAGUCGUCUAUACCAGUAGUGGACUUCAGCCAAAUGAGCGUGGAGAAAGUAACAGAAUAUUACUCUUCAGAAAGCAUACAACAGUUGGCAGAUGAAAUACACCGGGCGUUCAGCACAGUGGGGUUUGUUUACCUGAAGAAUCAUGGCAUCCCACAAGAAAAGGUUAGAGAAUUUACUGGAAAAUCAUUGUAGUUCCCCUAGCUAUAAGUACCUGACUAUUUCAUUCAUCCUCUCCCCGGCCAUGAUGUUCACCACCAGUGAGUCAGUGACAAGACUGCUAGCCUGCGAAAAGCAGACGUUUCUCCUCGCUCAUCGUCGCUGAGGCACAUUUCACGAGGAGGAACGUCUGCGACUCAGUGACGGAAAUUCAAUGCUGAUGACGUAAAUCAGCGUUUACAUAAUAAAUCCGGUAGUCAUGGGGUUCCAAAUGUAAAUUUGUUCGAUUUUACGUUUCUCCUGUUCGAUUUUGGAAAAGUGUUGUGUUCAUCUGCAAACGAGAUCUAGCAAAACUCAAAUGCUUGUUCUAGCAAUGACUAUAUUCCACAAAUAUUGACUGUUUUGUUUGAGAUUCAUCGUGUUUACAUUUGACCUCUGCCGCCGUUUGUCUUUUAUCUGUCAUUCGUAAACAAUAGCUAAAACAAUAAGACUACUCCAUCGACCAAUUAGCGCUUAUGACUGGAUUCUGGGCAGAUUUUGUGUCAUCAGUAUGGAAUUUCUGUCACUGAGCUGCAGAUGUUCCUCCUCACGAAACGUCCCUCAGCGGCAAGGAGAAAUGUCUGCCGUUCACAGGCUACAAGACUGCAAGAGGUUACCAUCUUGCUUUUACAGGGUGUCAGAAAUCUACCCUGGACAAGAUUGGGUACCACUGUCUGUUCUGAUCCCCAUCACAAGCUAAGGUGAUAACAUUUGAAACUCACCCUCUCCACCCAUGGACGAGAUUUUUGAGGGGCUGGACAGAGGGGGGCGAGGUCUUUAUCUCUGAGGAGUUUAUUGGAGCUGACACACUGGCACGCUUUGCAAACUCACCAAAAGCCUUUGCUUAAGAGCCCUUUAAAGUACAAUCAACUUUUUUAAAAGGAUAUGGUGAACACCUCCCUAAAACAAACACUGAGAUAUGGGCCCUGCCACAUGGAGACUUAUCAAGCUUAAGGGGAUCCUCAUACUGACAAUACUGUUUAAGGAAGUGCAUGUGGGAAGGACUUGACAGGGGAUACAUAGGAUCAUGAAAAAUUAGAAAGACUCUCUCAUUAUAUUUUGAAGAUUGAUGGUAUUUUCAAGUUGAGUGAUGACUUUUUUCAACUGGAUGGUGAAGCCAAGCAGGCAUAUGCUCGUCCUGCCAGUGGAAGUGGACACGGAUGGGUUGCCUUUGAAAGAGAAAAGUAUUAAUCUUAUUAUUACUGUGUGACAAUUUGACAUUUUUGUGGGAGUUUUCAAAUGAUAAUUAUGUGUUAGUAUAAUUUCUCUCCAAAAAAAUGUAAUAUUUACUUCUUUUUUCUGUUCAGAAUAUUUUAACUCAUAAUAAUCAAGAGUGAUCUUGUUAAAUGGAUUUCUCAUUGUACCCCGCAAACAGAGGUUACUUUUCCCAUAUGGCUUUAGCAUUUGUAAAGGUGUGACAUUAGAUAUGUUAAUGACUUUGUAAAUGCUAAGAGCCAUGUGCCUACGGGAAAGAAACCUCUGCUCACAGGGUAAUUUUUUUGCUCAGUAGAUUUAUGUGUGAUGCCAAAGUGGAUGUGAUUUGAAAUAACUUGUAAAAGCUUGGAGAAAGGCACAAAAACCACCAGAAAGGUGUAUUUAUGUACUUUCCAAUCUCAUUAAUAAUAUUAUUAUUUUAAUGGCUGUAUUUUUUUUUCUUUGAAUGGCCUCAAAAUCUAGUUAAUAAAGAACAUAAAAUUUAUGUUCUUUAAUAAUUAGAGAACAUAAAUUUUUAUUAAAGAACAUAAAUUUUAUGUUCUUUAAUUAUUAAUUAGAUUAUGAUAUGUAAUAUUUAUAUAUACCAUGCAGAAAAGACUGUUCGAUUGAGUGAUUGAUUGGUUGAUUUUUGGUAGAGUAAGUGCAGAUAGGCCAGCAGAUCACAAGGAAGCCUUUAACAUUACAGAACCAUGCAAUGAACAGCGCGUGAGUUGAAUUUUCCAACAUUUGAAUAACUUGCUUAGUUUAGAGUUCUAUUUUUUUGUAAGAAUUUAAAUCAUUGGUAAGCAUAUCCUGCCACUCAACUGUUUCUUUUUAAUGCAUAUAUCAUAUUAUGAGUAGGUUGUGGCCCUGUGACCUUUAACACUCUUAUAUGCUGCAUCAAUUUUUGACAGAGGAUCGGAGGUCAGUAGAGGAAUCAACCUGAGUGGCGGGUGUGGCGGGUUGGGGGUACGGGGACACUCAUUUAGACCUUAGUGAUGGGUCUAGGUCUUGAAAAACCUUUUUUACUUGGUCCUCAAGGGAGCUUUGUAAAUGGAUGUUUCUCUACUGCAAUUAAUCUUUUAAUCAUUAUUUUAUUUAAAGAAAAUGGACUGGUUUAUGUCUUUCCUCCUGCAUGGGAAAAGUCCACAUUUAGCUGUUAUCAAUCAUUUUCUUGAUCUGCAGCACUUUUGUCCUUUUUUGAUCAUAGGGGUUCUUUUUAAUGCCUAAAAGCCACCUGAUGUAAUUUUUGUUAUGAUAUUUUGCUGUUGUCAAGGUUUGGCCAGAUGAUAGGGUACCGAAUUUUCAGAGUGAGAUAGCAUCAUUCUUUAAACUUUGUGGUGACUUGUCCUUACGAAUACUCCAUGUCAUGGCCCUUGGACUGCAGCUCAAGGUAAAUCGUUUCUUAUGUCCCCAAACAUUUUUAUGUGAAUAGCAUUUUCAAGAGUAGCAUAUUCAGUUGAACCUCUUCACAACAGCCACCUUGGAGAAAAAAGAAAGUGGCCCUUCUAAAGAGGUUUGAACCAGACACAAUGUAUGGACUGUCCGCCAAAAAAAGGGUAGCCAUUGUAGAGAGGUGGCCAUUGUUUAAGCUGUUAGUGGAGGUUCAACUUUAUGUACAUAAACUACUCGAGGAGCAAGGGUGGUGCAUUGGCAAGAGCACUCGCCUCCCACCAAUGUGGCCCUGGUUCAAAUCCUGGUGUUGACGCCAUAUGUGGGUUGAGUUUGCGGUUGGUUCUCUCCUUCGCUCCUAGAAGUUUUUUCUCUAAGUACUCCGGUUUCCCCUUCUCCUCAAAACUCAACAUAAUUAUCUUUAAAUUCCAUAUUCCAAUUCGACCAGGAAUGGUAAACGAAGAACCACUACAAGGAUGUGCUACCUCUAAAUCGUUAUUUAACUGCACUUUUUCAGUUGUCAUUUAACUACUAAUCAAGAUCAGGUGACCUUUGCAUACUACAUAUAACUUCUUUUUAAUGCAGGAUCCAGAAACAUUCACAAGCACUCACAAAGCUAUGGAGACAACAAAGAAUUGCACCACAUUACGUUUGUUGAACUAUCCUGGCAUUUCUAAAGAUGCUGUCGUUAAACCAGGACAGAUUCGCUGUGGAGAGCACACCGACUAUGGCUCCAUCACACUGCUUUUCCAGGACGAUAUGCCUGGACUAGAGGUAUGGUAGUAACCUUUUCCUCCCUUAAGUCAGUCGUGGAGAAUGAAACUGUAGGUUAAACCUGUAGUGCACUUUUGUGGUCGAAAUCUGGUGGAGGGUAUGUGUACAAAAAGUGGGCAACCGAACAUUGGAAGAUUACGUAGCAUCAAAACAUUAUACGUGCUGCCUUCUUUACAUUGCCCGGAACUAAAGGGCGAUUCUCAUUCAGUAUCGCUGGUUUAUCUAGAAUGGAAAGAAAGGAAGAGCCUUUUGGAUACUUGGUUUUUAGUUCAUAUAGAUAGCUGAUGGUGUAGUUACUAGAAGUAUAAUUUGCACUCCUUAACCAGUUGUGUUUCACUUGACAGGUCUUACCUCUUGGAAUUACUGAAUACAUACCCGCCCCGCCCUUUCCUGGAGCAAUAAUCGUCAAUGUUGCAGACCUCAUGCAGAGAUGGACAGCUGAUAGGCUUAAAUCAACGGUAAACUAGUUACAUGCUCUUUAAAACUGAUCCAGAGUACAAUCGAAUUUCUACUACAGCUACCUCCCUGCAACGGCCACUUUUUAGUUAUGGUUGACAGUCCAUACAUUCACCAGGGGGCGUAGCUAAGAUUUUUCUAGUCGUAAGGAGAGUGUUUCACAUCACCCGCAUUCCCGUCACCCAAAAAUCGAUGGGAACGAGAACGGAAAAAAAGCGAUAGGUUUAGAUUAGCAAAACAACAACUUUGGACGUGCAUCACGCUUUUUUUGUACUUUUCAGUGCCUAAUUUCACGUUUUGUCGAGGACGGGAACAGAAGACAACAACUUUCCUUUCUUUUCCUGAAUUUUGAUACAGUCCUUUAGAAUUCAACUCCAAAUUUGACGAAUUAAACGAGAUGGAAUAUUAAAGCGUCAUAAAGUUUAAAGCAGCCAGAAUUCACUUUUUAAGUGACGUUUUCGUAGCCGUCGCCGUCGUGGGAUCUUCCAUAAAGUUCACUUGGUUGAAUUCUAAUUCUCUUGUCGCUUUGGUGAAGUAAUAGUCUCUUGUGAUAAUUUCUUUAAUCAUUUCAGUACCACGAUAGAGAUACCGGUAGGGGUAAAAAAGAAUGUUUUUCUGUCACAAAAAAACUUUAAUUUUCGCCCCUUAAGGAGAAGACGAGCAAUGCCGCACCGUAAUUUUUAGGGAGUUAUCAUAACUCCAAAAAUGGAGUAAAAAUUGUAGGUACAGGAUAACCCCUUUUUUGGGGUUACUUUAACCCCUAAUUUAACUCCGAAUGUGGGGUCAUUUUUACUCCUCAAUAUUUGGGGUCACUUUUACUCCUGAAAAAGAGUUCUUUAAACUCCUUUUUGGAGUUAAAGUAACUCCCCAAAAAAUAACUCCACUGUAAGGAGGUAAAUUAGCCCCACUAGAGGAGUUAUUAUAACUUCUUGAAAAUUACUGUGCGUCCCUUUCUGAGUGUGAGCUCCGCCGGACGUCUAAAUAAAGGCCUACGCCAAAGGUCGAACUUUUCAUGAGACGAACCGGGCGAAACUCUAAUUUGGGUAGACCUAAAUUAAGUUAAGAUCGUCUUUUGGGUCAGACGUCGAACUUAGGACGCGUCGAACCAAUCAACUGAAUCAGACCAAAAGGCAAUUUUAAUUAACUUUCCCCCGAACGAAGCUAACUAUACCCAGUAUCAUACACAUUUUUAAUUUAUUAGUUUAGUUCCUCGCAUGUGUUGAAGUCGGACGUUUGUCCCGGAGACGAUCCUCAGACGUUCUGUCCGUCUGAAGCAUACGGAUAGAACGUGUUCACUGUUGGACGACCCAAACUCACUCAGACUAACUUACUGAGCCAGAUGUCUAACCUUUGACGAACUUAACUCACCAAGUUUGGUUCGUCUCGUGAAAAGUUCGACGUUUGGCCUGGCUUAAGCUUGCAAAAACUACAACCACGGCCUUAUGCAAAGAGAUUGCGAGUUUUGUUGAGGAACUAGAUUUUAGAUACAGUAAAAACCCGCAACUAAGAACCUACAUUUUUAGGAGUUAGCCUAAACAGGUUUUCAUAUAAAUGGUAGUUAACAGAAUUUUAGGCUAUUUAGGUUCUUAAAAUGGGUUCCCAAUCCUGGAGAAAAAACAAUUAAAACACAGCUGCAAACAAAUUGGUCAUUAGCCUAUACUUUUAUUUUCUUCAGCCCCACAACGCCACACUCUCGUUUACCUUUGGACGAACGAAAACGGAGGUUUUCGAAUACGCUAAUGUCAUACACUAUAUUACUACAGGAGCUCCAUCGUAUUUCUAUCGUUUUAGCGUUUUCAUGUGGACGGGUGAAAACGAUUUAAGUACGCUACAUGCGGACUCGUAUUUUUUUGAGAAAAAAGAAAAUAAUCCCCCUUUUCGAAAAUAUCUGGAUACGUUUGGAGAGGGCCUAACUGGUCACUGUCGUAGCCUUGUAUACACUGUUUACACGCUACGUACAUCGCAUGCGAAAAAGUUUUACCUUUUAGAUCCGCAGAUAAUGACAUCACUAAUAACAUUCGCUAUAUUUUCCGUCUCUUUUUCAGCGUCACCGUGUUUCUAUCCCAGAAGAGGAGUGUCAGAGACGAGUUCUGCGACGCUCCCUGGCCUUUUUUGUACAUCCCGACGAUGACACCAUAAUAAAGUGUCUAGAUGGGUCUGAGAAGUACCCCUCAAUAACGGCCUAUGAUUACCUGUGGCAGAGACUAAAUGCAACUUAUGAAUACUAAUAAGAAUAAGAUAGAUGUAUUCCAACUAGUUUGAUUUCAUUGAUACUUUUAAAAACCAAAUUUUUAGUGUAAAAUAGAUAAAGUCAAUUUUGCCCACUCCACCCAGAAGGAAAAACACACACACCUAGACUAAUUUGCAACGAACGGCCAUACAUACGUAUAUCUCAGAAAGCAACUCGCAAUUAGCCGACCCAGUCCUCUGGUCCGUGCCGGCAAAAUAGCUAUUCAGUUUCCCUGUUCUGUGAUACUACACUGUCAGAAAUACCAUUUAGCCUUAUUAGAUAAAUAGCUUGAAAUAAUUAACAAAAG